This is a messenger RNA of Haemonchus placei, 243 nucleotides long. NCBI's taxonomy places the organism in Eukaryota, Metazoa, Nematoda, Chromadorea, Rhabditida, Trichostrongylidae. The record is from the annotation of a GenBank genome assembly.
AUGCAGUCGUGGCCGGCCGGUCGAUUACAUGCCGGUGACAAGCUAUUGCGCAAUAUUGCGUUCUGUGUACACCAGCAGCAACAGCAGCAGCAGCAGUUCCGCCGGAACACGGCAAUGGCGCCCACCGGCCGGACGGCAGGCAAGCAGGCAGGCCGUUCACGACCUGCGACAGACAGAGCUGCUGGCUGGUCGACGCCGAACGAUGAUAUCACCUGCCCCUUGGUGAACAGACCACCCCGAUAG